CCGAUUCCUCCUUACGACACAUCCCCGCUCCCCGUGAAGACACACACGCCCCACUAGUCGGACGUCACGACGACACACUCAGCCUCGUGUUGGACCCCUUCGUUCCAUAGCAGAACACUCGUCUGCUACGAACGUGCUCUUCUGCAAACACUCUGCGAAUGGCAUCGUCUGCGAAUAUCCAUCGCCAUCUUGACUCCGCGGCGUUCACGAAUUCCCGCUCAGAGUGGCGUGGCUGAGAGACGGCCAGGACAGUGCGUCUGAGGACGCCACGGCAGGAUGAGACAAGUCUUCCUCUCCGUGGCCCUUUUCGGAUGCAUCGGCUUCUUCUUCUUCUCCGUCUACGCAUCGCAUUUCCUACGCCAAAGAGGGACAUCGACCACGCCUGCUCCUUCUACGGAGAGUCUCCAGAGCAGAGGAUACCUCAUUGACACGCCCGGCUGCCAGAUCCCCGCGUGGGAUCCGUUCGAUCACACCGUCGCUAGGUUCUUCCGACCGAACCAUGACUAUCAGUGCAUCGGGAAGCCCAGUUUCAUCACCGUUCUUCCGAAAGCCAUCGUACAGCUCAAUAGUAAAGUACUGUGGAAGCAUUAUGGCGUCACGCCCGACGAAAUGCACUGCACGUACAGAGGGAUUCGACGAGAUGGAGGAAGCGGCAGGGACUGGACGGACAGCCGGUACAAGUACGGUCCAGCGAAGGUGUUAUUGUUCGGAAGCCCAAUCGCGGAAGAUUUUGUGGUUAUCAAGUGUACCAGGCAGAAGAGGGAGUUCUUUCAACAGUACUUACCGUUAGUACCGUUGAGAGGAUCAAAAAAGGUUGAGGCUGCUUCGUGUCAGAACAAGACCCGGAUGAACGUGCUCAUGGUGGGUAUAGAUUCCAUAUCGUACCUCAACUUCGAGCGCCAUUUUCAAAAGACUAAAUCAUUCUUGAGGAAUACUCUCAAAGCCGUACAACUUCACGGUUACACCAAAGUAGCCGACAAUACGUUUCCGAACAUCGUACCCUUGCUAACUGGACAUCACAUAGCUUACUACUGGAACGAGACUAUGAGGGACAUGGCCUUUGACAGGCUCGACUUCGUCUGGAAGGAGUUCGCUACCUGUGGCUACAAGACUUUCUUUGCCGAAGAUGCUCCGAGCAUGGCCACGUUCAACUAUCUGAAACGAGGCUUUCGCAAGGCGCCUGCUGACUGUUAUAUGCGACCCUUCUGGCUUGCUGCUCAAGAAUCCAUCGUCUGGCGCAAGAGCAGAAAGCACUGCCUCGGAGCUAGAAUGGAAGUCGACAUCAUGUAUGACUACUUAGCCGACUUCGCAGACACAUACAAUCCAACCAACCCUUUCUUCGCGUUCUUAUUCGUCGCGCGUCUGACACAUGACGUGCUCAAUUAUGCUGGCUACGCGGAUGGUCCGACGUACCGCCUGCUACACAGACUCCACAAUAGUGGUGCCCUCAGGAACACACUACUCAUUGUGUUCAGCGACCACGGAAUUCGUUUCGGAAGCAUUCGUCAGACGUACAUCGGAAAGUUCGAAGAACGCAUGCCGAUGAUGUUCUUGGCGUUUCCGGAGGAAUUCUUCAACAAGUAUCCAGAAGCACAGAAGAGGCUGAGAGUCAACGCUCGCAGGCUAACAACGCCGUUUGAUGUACAUGCUACACUGCAGCAUAUUGCGAGCUUCAAUAUUGAGCAACCACAUCGUACAGAGCUUGGUUAUAGCUUGAUACAAGAAAUUCCAUCUAACAGGACGUGUCCAGAAGCUUCCAUCCUACCUCACUGGUGCACGUGUCAGAACAGGACUUCAGCUCCCACUUCUGAUCCGGGCGUUGAGAACGCCUCCAGGGUGGUGACUGAAACGGUGAACCACUGGCUCGAGCCGUACCAGGAUCGUUGUGCGAAGCUCUCCGUACAUAGCAUCAAGGAUGCUUGGGUGUCCGUGCCAAACGAAGCUGUGCUGCGUUUUAUACGUAACCAUAAUGACGUUAUCAAUAGGUACGCUGAGAUGGGCAAGCGUGUGCCUGCUGCAGUUGACUAUAUGGUAACCUUGGUAGCUAAGCCUAGCAUGGCAGUUCUAGAAGCCACAGUUCGCUACCAUGAAAUGAAGAUGGAGUACGAGGUGCUGGACGAUGUUAGUCGCCUAGACAGGUAUGGAAGUCAAGGAGACUGCAUUACAGAUGCAGGUAUGAGAAGGUUCUGUUUCUGUGUCCUGCCACAUGAGCCAGCGACUGAGGCUCCGUAGUAGUUUUCGGAGUGUGUUGACGUGUCCGGCGAUUCCGUCCAAGUGUGAUGACGUGUAACCGAGGUAAAGCAAUGGGAACGCACUAAUGUAACCGGUGGCAAGAUUUAUCAUCUAAGGAUGGUUUAAGUGUAUUUCUGAUGUGCAUUAGCUUAGAUACCUCACAGGGUGUUCAAAGACAUCAAAAACAUAUCAGGUUUUGCGCCUUUCUUGGAGAUACCACGAAGAUUUUAAGAAUGACUAUCAAAAGCCAAAGACGGCUCUGGGGCGACCCCUAUAGGGCUUGGCUUUUGAUGACGUCUGUACCUUCUCAAUGUUUUUUUUUUCUCUCUCUCUCUUGUUGUUACCAAUCACGGAACCAUUUCUGUUCUGUUUCAAUGUGACGUCAUCGCCGUUUUAACCAAUAGCUGACCACGUGAUACAUUUCUGUGUUACAUUUCGCUAUAUUGGCAUGCUCAAGGAACGUCGACAUAUCUACUGUCUGUCUAUUUUACGUACUGUUCGUUAUGCGUUUAUUGUGAUAUAUCGCACUCCAUAGCGUGGCAGAUGUUUGCGUUGCAAGUGCAGAAUAGAAUCGCUGGGUUCUGUAAACCGAAGAAAACCAUGUGACUAGGAAGGGUAUAAGUACACUUCACUGUCAAGCACCCGCGCCAGACUUCAGCCAGCGGUGCUCCGUGCAUAUCGGAUAUACGUGUAUGUUUGCGUAUAUAUAUGUUAAAUGAAAAAUCUGUUCAUUGACUGUUCUUAUUGUUACCAUGACAAUUCAUUGUUUGUUACUCAUACGUUACGCCACCCUGUAUGCACAUCUGCAUUUUGAUUUCAGUAUUUAUUAUGUUAAUUAUGGCCUUAUUUGUGAACACUACACCACGAAGCUGAUCAAAUUUGGAUAAUCAUAAAUGGUUUAGCGAAA
Ornithodoros turicata is the source of this 3139-nucleotide messenger RNA. RefSeq lists its product as uncharacterized. The transcript has 2 exons. NCBI's taxonomy places the organism in Eukaryota, Metazoa, Arthropoda, Arachnida, Ixodida, Argasidae. The coding region runs from base 277 to 2232 and encodes 651 amino acids. The record is from RefSeq and is a predicted model, not a curated record.